AUGUUCUCGUCUUCGUCCAGAAACUCUCUGUUCUCGCCCUGGUCGUCUAUGGAGCAGUCGGACUCUGAAGUGUUGGACAUCAGCACCAAAGUGCAGCUGCACGGGGUGCUGUGGAAGAGGCCCUUCGGACGGCCGUCGGCCAAGUGGUCCCGCAGAUUCUUCAUCAUCAAAGACAGCUUCUUGCUCUACUAUGCAGAGAGCGAGAAGAGAAACUUUGAGACCAACAGGUACUUCAACAUCCACCCCAAGGGAGUCAUUCCUUUGGGAGGAUGCGUGGUGUCAGCUAAUGAAAACAUGGGCAUGCCCUUUGCCAUCGUGGUCAACCAGGAAGACUUUACUGGUACCAUAGUCCUGGCUGCUGAGUCUGAGGAUGAGCAGGUCCAGUGGAUGGAGAUGCUCCAGGAGUCAGGGAAAGUCACGUGGAAGAAUGCCCAGCUGGGAGAGGCUAUGAUCGAGAGCCUGGAGGCUCAGGGGCUGCAGCUGGCCAAGGAGAAGCAGGAGUACCUGGAUAAACUGAUGGAAGAGACUGAGGAGCUUAGUCACCAGAGAGCGCAGAGAGAGGAGCUGGAGCGUCUGAACCAGGUUCUGGAGGAGGAGAAAAUGAAGUUUGAGGAGGUGGUGCUGGAGCUGAAGGCAGAGCAGGAGCAUAUCAAACUAGACCUGGACGACACAGCUCAGUCCCUGAAGGGGGUCGAGAGUGAGAAAGAAGAGUUGAGCAGUUUAACCGUCAUGCUGCAAAAAUCCAUUGAGGAGCUCUCUCAGGAGAAACAGCGGACUCUGGAGCUGCUGGGGGUGAAGGAGCAGGAGGAGAAGGAGGCGGAGGCGGCAAAGAAGUCUGAAGACGGCGAGGAUCCUGGAGAAGUGGACCUGCUGCAGGACCUGCGACACAUCGAGGAGCAAAUGAAGCUCCUGGUGAAAGAGAAGGAGCAGGCUGACGAGAAGCUCAGGGAGAACGAGAAGCGGGCUACAGUCCUGCAGCAGGAGAGGGAGUACUACUCGUCUCAGGCUCAGACGCUGCAGCAGUCGCUCUCUCAGCUCACUGCGGACAAGAGGCAGACCGAGGCCGAGCUCAAGGCGGAGAUAGAGUCUCGGGUGGAGCUGGAGAAGAGACUGAAGCAGGCUGAAGAGGCUCUGCAGGACCUGGAGAAAGGCCUGAACUCGCUGGAACGGACCAAAGAGAGAGACGAGAAGAUGAAGGGGGACGUGACUCAGCUGAGGAAGUUCUUUGAGGAGUGUAUCUGUGCGGCAGAGAUCGAGGCGAAGCUUCCAGCGAUAAUGAAGAACGCUGUGUAUCUGCACAAAGCUGCUGCACGCAGAAUCAAGAGCUGCAGGAUCCAGAGGAGAGCCUCUAGACACCACUGGUUGAAACACUCCAAGUCUUUUGCUGUAAGCAACGCAGACGACGACAGCAUGGAGGAGCUGCGGGAGACGGCGCGGCGACUGACCUCUGACAGCAACUUCAGAGAGAGCGUGUACAAGAUCAUCACUCGCAAGGACGCCACAAAUAAAACAGAGGACUGAGAGAACGAGGUACAUGAGGAGAAAUGGUCCUUAGAUUUACCUCAGUCCACACAGUGAGUGCUAUAGAGAUCCUGAUCCCAAACCCACCUUUAAAAUACUGUAGAUGAUUGUACACAGAAAUCUGUUUGACGGUUGCAAUAUUAAGAGCAAUCGAAAUGUAAUUCUGCGAACACUGGCUAAACCCUUUAGAAACUGGUUCUCAGACCCCCUCAUGGGCUUCCUUCAACCAAACAGUUCCAGGAACCACAAGAACAAAACUCAGGAAGUCCCGUUUGAGCAUCCCUGUUUAGAGUUUCCAUCUGAAAAAACCUGAAGAUUAGGCAAAUUAGAACGAUUUAAAAACUACAGCAGCAAUUGAAAUGUAAUUUUCAUACUCCUUUCUUUCUUUGUAUUCACUGUUACAUGAAUCCGAUAUUCUAGUUGGAUGUAAAGAAUAAAUGAAAAGGAGACAUGCAGAGGUGAAAAAUGAGACUGAAACCUCUGCUGGGUGUUUCACUCGUAUUUAACAAUUCAAUGAAACAAUUAGCAAAUAAUAUUCUAUAUUUUUUUUGUUCACACACUAGCACUUUCCUACCGCCACUCCCUCUCUCUUCUUUCUUUCUCAAACUAGUGGGGAAACAGAAACUUAACCUGCAUUUAGGGUAGUAGGGUAUUAUUUUAAAUGAGGUUUUCCUGGAAAAGUUCCUGUCGUGGGAAAAAGUCCUGUUAUUUCCUGGAACUUUUGAUAAGACACCAUCAGAUUUUAUUUAGCUAAAGAACGAUUAUGAUAUGUCCUAAUUAAACUAAGGAGUAUUUGACCAUUUGGGACUCUGGACUCCACCUGAUAAAAGGCCGUAAUGGUACUUGACAUUAAUAACGUGUUGUGGAUCAAAAUGUGUGAACAACUUUCAGUCGGCAGUGUGUGACUGUAGCCUUGUACCUUGAGUUUCUAGUGUUGUAAUUUCUCUAAAAAGAAGUACUACUAUACUAGAUUUACAGUAUACAGAAAAUAUUUAGCAGAUAGCACAGACAAUGCAAAUCCAUCUUGUAAAAGGUUUGUUUUUAUUAUUCUGGUUUUGAUUGUAUGCACAGAUUGUGUCCUUUACUUUAACAGAGGUUUAAAGAAAACAAUGAACUCACAGACGUGUAUGAUAUCGGCCAUUUCAUUAUUGCUACAUCUGAAACUGUCUUUGACGAAGCAACUCAAUGUAAUUCACUGACGCAAGCAUUUUAUGAUAAUGUACAAAUGAUAACUUGUAACAGAAAGGAUACAGAAAAGAAGCCCACAUGUCAGGGGAAGGUAAGAGGGAACAAACGAUGGACUGAACAACAUGCCUUGAUGCUAAUAAAGCUGUGUUUGAACCUUGUACACGUCACUUCAUUUAUGUAGGUAAAAGGCUGUCGGUUCACAUCUGGCUCAGCUGUCUGUUUCCUGUUCUCGGCAGCACAAUAGAUGGCACUGUUACUAGCUUAAAAUGAAUACAAACUCUUGAUAUGGAUGCGUUUUCCAUCGGAGGAGAGACUCGUGUUUUACACUGUGAUAAAGUUCAGCGUGGGAAGAAAAGUUCUGGCACGAGGGUCGUAGGUUACACCCGCUCUUGUUCAUCACAAGGACCUGCAGCAAAUAAAAUAAGAGUGUGAUAAUGUCAGUAUAGACAGUACGAUCCCCAUUAGGCAUUUAUAAACAGUUCUAGGAUAUUUUAAGUAUUCAUUAAUCUAUUUAUCAACAGCUAUAACAGCUUAUUUGUUCAUAUGAGGAGUUAUAAUUGUUAAUACAUUACACACUAAAAAGUCAUAUUUGCGUGCUAUAAACCAUUUAAUACGGUUUUAUAAAGGACUAUGCUAAAGGGGGCUUAAAGUAACGUUAACAUAGAAAGAGAAAAAUUCCAGAUUAAAAAAUACAUUCAUUGAAUUGAAACUAUGAAUUCAACUUUGCUAUUUU
Morone saxatilis (striped sea-bass) is the source of this 3442-nucleotide messenger RNA. It is a transcript of the gene plekhd1, whose product is annotated as pleckstrin homology domain containing, family D (with coiled-coil domains) member 1. NCBI's taxonomy places the organism in Eukaryota, Metazoa, Chordata, Actinopteri, Moronidae. The record is from RefSeq and is a predicted model, not a curated record. The transcript has 13 exons. Bases 1 to 1521 code for a protein of 506 amino acids.